Lasiodiplodia theobromae is the source of this 1485-nucleotide messenger RNA. RefSeq names its product 26s proteasome non-ATPAse regulatory subunit. Lineage: Eukaryota; Fungi; Ascomycota; Dothideomycetes; Botryosphaeriales; Botryosphaeriaceae. Bases 1 to 1485 code for a protein of 494 amino acids. The record is from RefSeq and is a predicted model, not a curated record. The transcript is spliced from 3 exons. Gene Ontology annotation, biological process: regulation of protein catabolic process; ubiquitin-dependent protein catabolic process. Gene Ontology annotation, cellular component: proteasome regulatory particle, lid subcomplex; proteasome complex. Gene Ontology annotation, molecular function: enzyme regulator activity.
AUGGCGGAGAGCAUGGAAGGCGUCGUCACUUCCGGCGAGCAGCCCGUCGUUGAUGCAAAGGAGAAGGCCGUUGCAGACAUCGCCAGCAACUUCGCGCUCCUCGAACGUGCCGUUGCGCAGUUUGAUUCACGCUUCACCCUGCGCGCCCUGCGCUCGAUAUCCUCGCUGCGGAAGCGCCUCAACCCACAAGUCCUGACCGACGCCAUCGUCUCCUACUACCCCCAGAGCAAUGAAAUGGGCAAGAAGCUCAUCGCCGCCGUCGGUGGCUCCGCACAAUCGACCAAGGCGUCGGAGGCAAACUCGAAGAAGGAGGUCGUCCCCGAGGUCGACAUCUACCUUGCCGUUCUCGUCCAGGUGCUCUUCUACGACCAGCAGGAAUUUUCCAAGGGCGCAGAAUGGUCGUCGUGGCUGGUCGACCACAUCCGCGAGCUGAACCGUCGCACGCUCGAUUCCCUGGCCGCCAAGGCUUACUUCUACUUCGCCCUAUUCCACGAGAACUUGGACCCGAAGCCGCCGUCGCGGCAAUCCCCCGUCAUCAACAUCCGCCGCCAGCUCCUCGCUGCUCUCCGCAGCGCUGUUCUGCGAAAGGAUGAAGAUACGCAGGCCGCCGUCAUGGUCCUAUUGCUGCGGAACUACCUCUCGACCGCCGACAUCACCCAGGCCGACCUGUUGGUCGCGCAGACGCAAUUCCCCCAGACGGCUCCCAACAACCAGGUCGCGCGUUUCCUCUACUACCUCGGUCGCAUCCGCGCCAUCCAGCUCAACUACACCGAGGCCCACGAGCACCUGACCAGCGCUACCCGCAAGUCGCCCACCAGCCCCGUCGCCGCCGGCUUCUACCAGGCGUCGAUGAAGCUGCUUGUCGUGGUAGAGCUGCUGAUGGGCGACAUCCCGGAACGUGCCAUCUUCAGCCAGCCCAAGCUCGAGCGUGCUCUCGAGCCCUACUUCCGCCUCGUGCAGGCGGUGCGCGCCGGUGACCUGCAGGGCUUCGUCCGCGUGGUGCAGGCCAACGCGGGCGUUUUCCAGCGCGAGGGCACGUACACGCUGAUCCUGCGCCUGCGCCAGAACGUCAUCCGCACCGGCAUCCGCAUGCUCUCGCUCAGCUACUCGCGCAUCUCGCUGCGCGACAUCUGCAUCCGUCUGGGCCUCGAGAGCGAGGAGUCGGCCGAGUACAUCGUUGCCAAGGCCAUUCGCGACGGCGUCAUCGAGGCCUCGAUCAACCACGAGAAGGGCUUCAUGCAGACCAAGCGCCCGGGCGACGUCUACGCCACCCGCGAGCCCGCCGAAGCCUUCCACGACCGCAUCUCGGCUUGCCUGACCCUCCACGACGAGUGCGUCAAGGCCAUGCGCUACCCCAUGAACCAGCACCGUCUCGAGCUGAAGAACGCACAGGAGGCGCGCGAGCGUGAGAGGGAGCUGGCCAAGGAGAUUCAGGAUGGCGACAUCGACGAGGAUGACGCGGCGGGCGAUUUCGAAGGGUUGUAG